This is a messenger RNA of Stegostoma tigrinum, 1640 nucleotides long. Its product is annotated as centriole, cilia and spindle-associated protein-like. The record is from RefSeq and is a predicted model, not a curated record. The transcript is spliced from 3 exons. Gene Ontology annotation, biological process: regulation of mitotic spindle assembly. Lineage: Eukaryota; Metazoa; Chordata; Chondrichthyes; Orectolobiformes; Stegostomatidae. The coding region runs from base 134 to 910 and encodes 258 amino acids. Gene Ontology annotation, molecular function: microtubule binding. Gene Ontology annotation, cellular component: axoneme; axon; spindle.
AUGAUGCUGAGGGUCACGGGGUCAUUGGCGGCCUCCGGGCCUGGAGGCUGAUUGAAGCCUCGGCUUUGAUUUUGUGUCGUAGCCGGCGAUCCGCUGCGCUGGUCGGUUUGGUGACCGGGUGUGGGCGUUGGGAAUGGCCAAGCGGAUGAAGAGCGAGUACAUGAAGCAAUUCCAGGGGCCGAGUUGGGAGGUUUACGGCAGUUGUUACUUGGCGCUGCUCGAGUACCGCAGCAUGAGGCGGCUCCUGGAACAGGCCCAUGUCCCCUGGAUCUGGGACCCGGCCUCAGAAUCCGGAUCCGGAUCCAGCUCCGGCUGCUCCACACCGUCAGAACCGGCAGAGACAGGGCCCCAGCCUCAGGGCCUGGAACCGGCGGCUCAGCCGCUGGAGCCACCGGCGGCGACAGGGGCUGAAGAUUUUGCUGAAGCCGGUGAAAAGGUUAAAGACGAGGAGCCAACGGGGAGCGAAAGGCGCCUCCAGCCUGAGGCUAGUUGCCGAGUGAAAAGGACCAACUUGGAGACAUCCCCCAAAGCCCCUCAGCCCACGGCAGCCCUCGGUGCCCCCAAGGAAACGAAAGCUCCAUUUGCGAUGUUUGGUUGGGCAGAGAGAGACGCCGAGGUGGGCUGUAAGAAAACCUACAACGUUAGUGCAUCUGCUUUGAAAGGACAGAUCUAUGAAUCUGCAGUACGUGCUCAUGACAGACGUCAGGUACAGAAAGCAAUGCGUACACCUCAGAGACGACCGCGUGCUAAAGUGACUUCAACCACCCACUUACAUGAUGGGCAGUGUAAAUCUUCCCUCGGACAUAAAUCACUGUCUGAUCACUUGAAAGUUCGAGUAUUGAAGCCUGUUGGAGCAGAAGAUCCCUGGCUGUCUGAAUACAUGAGAUGUUAUUCAUCACGCUCACUCUGAGUCUGCACAGCUUCCUGUUGAAUAGUGUGUGGGCUGGUAGAAUAAUUUAUUGAUUCAGGUCUGUUUUGGGCUCAGUAACGGGCCCUAAUUGGAGUCUGUAUAUCCGGGCUGAUACGUGGGGAAACUGAUAAGUAGCAAACACAGGAACUGUUUUGCUGAUUUGUAGAAUAGACCCAGUGAUAGUAUUGGUGUUUUGUCUUCGCACCGCAACAUGGCAACAGGAGCAGAGGCCCAUUUUGGAAUUGGGGAAUUUAUUCCUGUGUGUUGCAGUUAUUUUCUAAACUGAUUAUUGACUGUUCUGAUUACUGUCAGUUGUGCAAUGUCUACUAUUGAGAGUUUCAUUAGUGUGUAUAUAUGAUAGGUAGCACAUGAAUUUCUGUAAACUCGAUGUUAUUUUGCACAAAUGGAUCAAUUGCACUGGUAACCUUUAUGGUUUUGUCUUUUUUUUAUAACUAUAUGCACUAUCAUGAGUGCAUCUCUUGGAAAGUUCAUUGAACUUUUUGUACAGGGCUUCAUAUUUGUAACCUUUUUACACUUGUAGGGUUCUCUCGUCAUUGUAGAUAAUCUAUCACAUUGCUAUUUUGUACAUUUACAACAGUUACUGCUUGUCAAAAGUACCUUUUUGAUUUGUAAAUCACUUUGGACAGUCUGAGAUUUGUGAAACUUGCUGUAAAUAUAUGGCCUUGCUUCUUAUGUUGUGCCUGCUCAGUAAAUGGAUUUAUAUUUGUGA